AUGGAUGCCAGCGGCGAAACACACCGCCUUCUCUCCUACAUGCCCGCGCGACUGCAGGAACUGGGAUGGUGCGACCGAGUGCGCGAGGAGUGUCGCUAUUGGCUGAAGAAAAACAGUGCCAGCGGACAGCCGGUUGUUGCGGGCGCAAAACCGGCCGGCAUCAAGGAUCCCGUGGAAAUACCGACCUCGGACAUUGUCGCAGCGCUGGAGGAUAUCGCCAAAACCUGGGUGCCUGACCAGUUGUGUGAUGAAAUCGUGCAACAGAUAAUGAAGGUGAUAGAGGACAAAUUAAUGGACUGA
Molecule: messenger RNA, 300 nt
Organism: Dibothriocephalus latus
Lineage: Eukaryota; Metazoa; Platyhelminthes; Cestoda; Diphyllobothriidea; Diphyllobothriidae
Source: the annotation of a GenBank genome assembly